GUUAUCUCUUUGGAUUGAUGCCAAGUCUUUCUUCUUACUUGAACUUGUGCUUGUUUUGAGUUGAUUUGAACUUGGCUGAUUUGAUUUAAUUGCUCUCUUCAUUCUUGGCAAGGACCUACUGCAUUGCAUUAUUGUUAGAAGAGAAAGUGAUCCUUUUUUCUUUCUUCUUUUUGUGGUGCUGAUGUUGCAAUUAAAAGUGAAAUCAAAUUGGCUAUAUUUGAGUUGUGUUCAUUGCUAUGCCUUAAAACAGAGAACUUGAUAAUGUGGUAAAAUCUUUUGAUUCCAGAGAUGUCAAAACUAUAAUUUAAAGCUUGGCUGGAACACAUUUGGAGAUCUUAAAUUCAACUCUUCCUUCCCAUUCUUUCUCCUUUCUUUAGGUUUUUGAUGUUUUCAUGAAUUAUUUAGAGCUGAGCUACCACGCGCUCAUCUUUCAAAUUUUUAAGAAAUUGAUGCAUAUUGUUAACAACAUGGGAAAAGUGGUUUUUGGCUCUUUGGGUACAUCUGAUAAAAUUCGAAUGAAACAUGGGAGAAAUAGGUUUUUUUUUUUUGUUAUUUGUUAGCUUGUCUUUUGUGUAUAACUACAUGAUUACUGAGACAUACCAAAUAAGACUUCACGUUUCAUUGCUUUUGAAUAUUGAGCUCUAUAUGUAUUGUAGGAAGUAAAGUUUGAACUUAACGGGAAAAUUAACCUCCCAAACAGAAUAAAAUUGAAUGAAAGAUUAGCAGAGCUUUGGGAAAUCGCAAAAUAGGAAAGAUUUUUUCUCUUUGUCAAACAUAAAAGAAGGGAAAGAGUUUGUUCCUGAACAGACCUGAUGUGUUGAGCUAUUCUUCAAGAUAAUGGAUGCAUUAGAGCAAGAAAGUUACCCAUAAACUAUCGCAUCCUUUCAUUUUAAUCAUUCUAAUUCCUAAGGAUGUGAAAGUUAUUUAUCACUAAAAUGAAGCUUAAGUUCCAGCAAAAUGAAAAUAAUCCUAAUAUUGUUAAGUGCUAAUGAUUGAUGGAAAAGUCAUGAAGAAACUAUUGCCAGCAUUUUCAUUCAAAUCUGUAUUACUCUAGAGAGUUACUUAUGAGGAACAUCAUGUAAAAAGGCAGAGAGAAUGUUCACCUAUGGGAAAAAUAAUGAGCCAACACUUUCCAGAUCUAUGUAGAUGAUACAUCAGAAAAAGUGUUGGCUCCAUCAGAUUCUCCAUAGUAAAAAUAAUUCAUUGGAAUACUAUGAACUCCAGAAUGGAACUUUGAAGCAUGCUUUAAGGGGUUUCCACCUUUGAUGAAGCUCUAAUUCUAGGAGGUGCUUGGUUAUUGUUUUAACAUAUAUCUUGAGUUCCGAGUGACUUGGUAGUUUGCGGUGAAAUUGCAGAAAAUCUGCUGAAUCUUGUCCCGCUGAAUGCUUCUUAACGUUAGCUACCUUGCUUGUCUUAGAAUUCAAGAGCACCUCUUGAUAGAAUGUUAUGUGUCUGUGUUUGAUCAAGAUCUCAAUAGCUGCUUGGAUGUACAGAUGGAUUAUGAUAAGAAUCCAAACAGCUGGAAGCAUUCUUUUCGAGGCUAAAUAGUCACAUAUCAUGAGGGGAGGAUGAUAAAUUGAUGUGGUUCAUCAAUUAAAUGCUUGAUGAUGCACAGGGUUUAGAAGGUUGAGACCAUCAUUUUCAAAAAAAGUAGAAUAAUUAUGAUUAUGGGCAGCUGAAAGGAAUUUUCGGAACUGUGGUAUAAAUAUAAAGUCGGUUUAGGUAGUUCAAUUUAUGGACAAAAAUGAACAUGCGGCCUGCAUUAUAUAUACCAAGAUCUAGUGAAGCACAGCAUAGUAGCAUGGGUGUAUCUGGAGCUAUGCCUAUGUCCUUACCAAGUUUGCCGAAAUUGGAAGAGAAAUUUCCUAAAUUGCCAGAGUCUCUUCAUGUUAUCUCGGAGAAGGAGCUAAGUACAAACCUCAUUUCUCCACGGGCAAUUUCAUCUAUGUCAAAGAGUGGGAUGGUAGGGCAUCUACUGUCAUCUACUUCUGGACACCACAAAGAUUUCCACUUUUCAGCUACCUCUUCUCAAGAAACUCGGAUGCAUUAUUAUCCAUUUAUCUCAAGUGGGGCUUCUAUAGCAGCCAGCCAAGCUUCACACUCAAGUGUACAUUCUACCUCAUUGGAUAACUAUCCCUCCGGGAACAGACAGAAUUUCUGGGGUAAAGAUUCAUUUCAUGAGUUUCUUGCUUCUCCUACAAAUGUUCCUGUUCAAAAUGGCCAAGUGGAAAGCCUUGCCGGCAUCAUGGCAUCUGAUGACCAUGCUAAGAGAUCUGAUUGGCAGGAAUGGGCUGAUCAGCUAAUUAACGACGAUGACACUCUCGAUCUCGGUUCAAGCUGGAGUGAUAUCCUAGUAGAUGUCAAUUUUCCUGAUCCAGAACCUAAGCUACUGGGAGUUUCUGAGAUCCCUUCCAACCAGCUGCAAUCUCCUCCUCCUACUUCAUCUGAGCAAAGCUGCCCCAUUGGUAGCCCAUCAUCUGCCACACCUAAGCCUCGAAUGCGGUGGACACCAGAGCUUCAUGAAGUCUUCAUAGAAGCUGUAAAUAAGCUUGGUGGAAGCGAAAAAGCUACUCCAAAGGGUGUUUUGAAGCUCAUGAAUGUGGAAAGCUUAACCAUCUAUCAUGUUAAAAGCCACUUGCAGAAAUAUAGGACUGCCAGAUACAAACCAGAGCCCUCUGAAGGAACUUCAGAGAAGAAGCCAACUAUCAUCACAGAGAUGCCAUCUCUGGACUUGAAAACGACUAUGGGGAUAACAGAAGCACUGAAAAUGCAGAUGGAAGUGCAGAAACAGCUUCAUGAACAACUUGAGAUCCAAAGAAAGUUACAGUUGCGGAUAGAAGAACAAGGGAAAUACCUUCAAAUGAUGUUUGAGAAAGCGAAAAACAUGGGAAAAGAGCUAAAUGUAUCAUCAUCAAAAUCGGAGGAGCCUCCAUCACCAUCCACUGAAAUAAAGCAUUCCCCUCCUGAUGACAAAUCAGAUGCACUGGAGCAGGAUCAUGUCAACAUGGGAAAAGAACUAAAUGUAUCAUCAUCAAAAUCGGAGGAGCCUCCAUCACCAUCCACUGAAAUAAAGCAUGCCCCUCCUGAUGACAAAUCAGAUGCACUGGAGCAGGAUCAUGUCAGCAUUGGACUUUGUUCAAAUGAUGCUUCAAGCUCUGCAGAUGAUCUUACUGAGAAUAAGGAACGAAAAUCACCUGAAAGGAAAGCUUGUGAGAAUCAUGACUCUGAUGGUAGAGACUUAAGUUCCCCUCCAGCAAAACGUGCAAAAUCGGAGGAAACAUCACCUUCAUGAACUGACAGACUUUUUGUAACUUCGUAGCAUGAAUAGCUUGUAAUGUAAAUUGUGGUGCCUAUGUUUGCUGACAGACUUGUAAAAAUCGAUUUCUGGUUUAAGGUG
Solanum dulcamara is the source of this 3397-nucleotide messenger RNA. RefSeq names its product protein PHOSPHATE STARVATION RESPONSE 1-like. Bases 1745 to 3292 code for a protein of 515 amino acids. NCBI's taxonomy places the organism in Eukaryota, Viridiplantae, Streptophyta, Magnoliopsida, Solanales, Solanaceae. The transcript is spliced from 9 exons. The record is from RefSeq and is a predicted model, not a curated record. Gene Ontology annotation, molecular function: DNA-binding transcription factor activity; DNA binding.